CACAAGAGAUGCUUCUUUACAGCUCCAUUGGAACUUAGCACAUGAAUUUUGGAUACAAAAGCUUUUGCUUUAAUGGUGCUCAAACGAGAUAGCAAACGCAUAGUAGUAAUUUUGUGUGUCAACGGUUCUCAAGCCACCAAAUUAGCAUUGAGCUAUAUUUCGGGAUCCUGCAAAACGAAAACUCCGGAAACGACAACCUUUUUUUUUCUCCUUUGACUUGACACCGAGAUGGGAAGGAAGCAAACUACCUCUGAUAUUUUAGACGCUGAAUCACCCGUCAUUGAGCCUGGAUCUCAACAACGCUAUGCCAGAGUUAUUGGUCCCCGUGGCAAUCAUCAACAUGAAGUAGAAUUCACCGACGGUACUCGAACACUUGUCACUCUACAACCUAAAUUCCGGCAUUUGGUUUGGGUCAAGCGAGGGCACUAUGUGAUUGUGGAUCCAUCCGCUGGUACAACGACAGAAAAAGUCGGUGGAGAGAUCAUUCAUGUACUGUUUCCCAAGCAUAUCAAGACCUUAGAACAGUCAGGCCAGUGGCCAACGGAGUUCUCACAGAAAAAGCAACAAGAAAUGUCUGAUGAAUGCGACGACGACCAUAGCGACAACGACGGCAGCGAUAAUGACGAUGAUCUGUUUGUCAACAACAACCGGCCCGUCAUGUAUGAUACAGACUCCUCUAGCAGCGAUGAGGAAUGAAAAGAGGGAUCGCGAGUUGGAUAUGAUAUAUAAAAAAU
Messenger RNA from Zychaea mexicana, 734 nucleotides. RefSeq lists its product as uncharacterized. NCBI's taxonomy places the organism in Eukaryota, Fungi, Mucoromycota, Mucoromycetes, Mucorales, Lichtheimiaceae. The record is from RefSeq and is a predicted model, not a curated record. The coding region runs from base 229 to 696 and encodes 155 amino acids. Gene Ontology annotation, cellular component: nucleus. Gene Ontology annotation, molecular function: RNA binding; translation initiation factor activity. Gene Ontology annotation, biological process: translational initiation. The transcript is spliced from 4 exons.